Molecule: messenger RNA, 1410 nt
Organism: Penicilliopsis zonata CBS 506.65
Lineage: Eukaryota; Fungi; Ascomycota; Eurotiomycetes; Eurotiales; Aspergillaceae
Exons: 2
Coding region: 1-1410 (469 amino acids)
Biological process (GO): positive regulation of transcription by RNA polymerase II
Cellular component (GO): nucleus
Molecular function (GO): DNA-binding transcription factor activity, RNA polymerase II-specific; zinc ion binding; transcription cis-regulatory region binding
Source: RefSeq, a predicted model, not a curated record
AUGGUACAUAUGGUACAGUAUUUCUGGCCGGCUUCCUCUUUGGGGCCCGCCAUCGCCACGAUCGCGACGAGACAGGACGAGCCACCGACACCGACGCGGGAGCUGCGCAAGAGCCGGUUCGGGUGCAAGAACUGCAAGCGACGGCGCGUCAAAUGCGACGAGACGUUCCCCGUGUGUCUGCGAUGCCAGAAGCGCGGCGCCGUGUGCGAGGCAGUGCCGCAGCUGCGCCAGUGGCAGGUCGAAGUGCCCAGCCUGGCGCUCCCAGCAUCGGUAUACCCGGCCAGCCCGCGGCACCGGCGCCUGGUGAGAUACUGGUGCGAGCGGGCGAGCCAGAUCAUGGUGCUCGACCCGGACCUGAACCCCUUCUCCUUCCCGAUCGUGGCCUAUCUCGAGCAGUCGCCCGCCCUGCUGCACACCAUCACCAGCAUUGGCGCCGCCCACGAGCAGUUCUUCCACAAGGACCGGCUGGAGACGUGUCUGGAGGAGCGCAGCGUCGCGCUGGGCCUCCUGCGCGCAGAGGUCGGCCUCACGCCGCGCCCGCUGCCCACCACCUUCCUCAGCGUCUUCAUGCUGGGCCUGUCCAGCUCGUGGAUCCAGGACGAGCCGGCCGAGUUUGGCUAUGAGCAUCUCAGCGCCGCCCGCGCCCUCAUCGACCUGAUCAUCGCCUCGCCCGACCUGUACAACACCCCCUUUGCCACUCUUGCCCUCGGCUCCUAUCUCUACUGGGACAUGGCCUGCUCCUUUCUCGUCGACCCGCGCCUGCACACCGAGCUCAACGUCCCCUCCAUGUACAGCGCCGUCCAGAGCACCCUCGGCGUCUUCCACCCCAUCACCGGCUACUUUGUCGAGAUCAUGUACCUGCUGGGGAACCUGGGGCGCUAUUGCCGCUGUGUCGUCGAAUCCGGCGUCCGGAACCCGCUUCUGGAGCACGCGCUGGAGGAACAGUUACUCGCCUGGGAGCCCAGUCGGACAGACCAGCAGCUCGGGCUGUUGGGGGAUGCCUUUAAGAACCACGGCUUGAUCAAUCUCUAUCGAAUAUGUGGCCGGCCGGGGGAUGACCAGGAUGAACCCAAUCAAGACACGGAUCAUGACGACUUCACCGAUCAACUCAUCCGCCAGUAUGCCGUCCAGACGGUACGGGAUCUCAUCCUCAUCCCCACCACCAACUGGUAUACAAACAUGCAGGCCAUCUGUCUGUUAACGGCUGGCUCCGAGCUCACGGCCGCCGACGAUACCGAGCGGAUGCUGGUGGUUGAGCGAUUCAACGCCCUGUACUCCAUCAACCGGCUGCCGGCCAAUCUCAAGGCCCUCGAGAUUCUAGAUGACACCUGGCAGGCCCGGGAUAGGGGGGAUACAAGGUCAUGGCUCCAUUUCAUGCUCCAUCGAGGCUUAAGAUUGAUGCUGGGAUGA